ACUCUCUAAAAAAAACAACCUUCGAGAUUUUCUUUCUCUAAAACAAGGUACAACCAUGGGAUUCCCGGUAGGGUACCCGGAGGUUUUGGUCCCAAACCUGUUCCUCCACUUUCUAACCCUUCUCGGCUCUCUCCGUUCCCUUGUUUUCUCCCUCCUCCACCUCCUCCGCCUCUCCGAUUUCCUCGACGCCUACGACGCAGCCGUCUCCUCGCCGGAGUCUCGGCCGGUCAGGCCCCAGGGCCCGACCCUGUCGGCGCUCCUGAUCAGGGAAUUCCUCCCGGUCGUCAGUUUCCUCGACCUCGCCGGAAAAUCGCCGGCGGUGGUGGCGGAGAAUGGCGGCUGCUGCGCAGUGUGCCUGAGCGAGUUUUCCGGGGAGGAAGAAAUCAGGUGCAUGGCGAACUGUAAGCACAUUUUCCACCGGGUGUGUGUGGACCGUUGGAUUGAUCACGAUCAGAAGACGUGUCCUCUUUGUAGGACCCACUUCGUACCUCAUCAUAAGAUGGCGUCCUAUUAUCAACGGCUAUGGACUGCAUCUGGUGUUUCUGAGUUUAAUCAAGAUGACUUCACUGUAUCCCCCUGAGUUUUUAUUUUUAUUUUUUAUUUUAUUUUAUUUUUACUUACGACGAUUUCCUUAUUUAUAACGAGAGAGAAGGGUUAUAAUUAUAUUUUUUUUUGUCUCUUAUACCCCUUAUACUAAUUGUCAGAGGUUAUAAGAUAAAAGAGAUUAUAAUAUAAUCUCUCUCGGGUGAAUUUAUGCCAUCAUAAUCUUCUUCCCAAUCUCUCUUUUCAUAUAAUAUCACAAAUUGAGACUGAACAAUUUAAAUUAUAUAUUUUAGAUAGGUUUUGCUGAAUGUUUAAUAUUUGCCAAAUUAUGUGAGAAGGGGAAUAUUAUGUAAUUGUAUUAAUGUAAUUUAUAUGUACAAAUUUUCAAAAUGGAAUAUUGAAUGAAAGUGACCAGGAGAAUAGGGAUGCACGAACAAACUUUGGAAAAGAAUAGAAGCUCAUGAGUUUUGGUGCAUGACGUGAGAGUCUUGACGGAUUGGUUGUAUUCUUAAUAAUUACAC
Messenger RNA from Gastrolobium bilobum, 1064 nucleotides. RefSeq names its product brassinosteroid-responsive RING protein 1-like. Lineage: Eukaryota; Viridiplantae; Streptophyta; Magnoliopsida; Fabales; Fabaceae. The transcript has a single exon. Gene Ontology annotation, molecular function: ubiquitin protein ligase activity. The coding region runs from base 56 to 580 and encodes 174 amino acids. Gene Ontology annotation, biological process: protein ubiquitination. The record is from RefSeq and is a predicted model, not a curated record.